AUGCUGUGCACGCACGCGGGCGGAGAAGGAGCACGGUCGGGGAGACCCGAUGAUCGCCAAGGCCAUCAGCCUAUAAGCGUCGCACUAUGGCUCUGCGCCCCUCCGCCUGGAUUCCUUAGUGGCCGCACUUCCCUGGCCUCUGCAGGAAUAUCUAACCCCGAUGGGGCAACAGCAGUCAAUACAUGUGAGACGGUUGGCUGUCUCGGUCUUACUGCUUGUGGCCAAGACUGCUUGAGUAGCCGAGCUGCCUUGGCUGAAUUGCUUCUUGGUUUGUGCUGUGUUGGUGAUGGUGGUGGGCGGGCUUUUCCGGCCAACCCGAACAAGAUGGACAGGUAUCUACUACUCUAUUGUAGACUAGGGCUGACGUUGGAUGGUCCCAUUGUGGUUGUGGUUGUGCACACCCUCUCCCUGUCUUGUUCUCCACCUACACAACUCCACCCUCCCCCCCUGCUUGCCAGCCUUCAUUCCUUCUUCCCUCCGGAGUCGCUUGGUCGCGUUCCAAUUUCAAUUUACGCCCAUAUGAGACACGCGGCAGCCAAGAUCGUCUAA
Aspergillus niger is the source of this 549-nucleotide messenger RNA. RefSeq lists its product as uncharacterized. The coding region runs from base 1 to 549 and encodes 182 amino acids. NCBI's taxonomy places the organism in Eukaryota, Fungi, Ascomycota, Eurotiomycetes, Eurotiales, Aspergillaceae. The record is from RefSeq and is a predicted model, not a curated record. The transcript is spliced from 2 exons.